AUUGAAGAGCUGAAGCUCGUGGGUGAGCGCCUCCACUACAAGCGCCUCACAGGCACUGGUCCCGAAGAGGGAUGGAUCAGCCUGAAGGUUAGCGGGAAGGAGCUUGUGGUGAGGAAAGACGAAGAUGAUGCGCCAGCUGAAGACGUGGGCGGACCAGGAGAUGCCCCUGGAGCAGUGGAGACUGAUGCCGCCCUCAAGAGCAAGGUUGAGGCUGAUGCCAAGGUGAAAAAAGACGAGGGCGCUCUUUUGCUUUACUGCAUGAAGUACAAGGUCCUUGGGUUCCCGUUGGACAAGCCCAAGCUGCGAAUCUUGUGUUUCCACAAUGCCGGCAGUGCAGAGUCCAUCUACACAGGGCCGGGCACGCCCUUCAUCAACUGGAUCAAGGAGACCAAGCAGAUAGAGCUGAUGGCCUUCGACUAUCCGGGACGAGACAAGCUGCUCAAGGCCACGAAGCACACCACCACAGAGACGUUGGCUCCGGAUCUGCUGGCGGUGGCGUACGAGAAGCUGACGGAUGGGGUGCCCUACAUGGUUUGGGGCCACUCCGUUGGAACCUGGGUUUGCUUUGAGUUCCUCAUGCUUUGUCGGAAGGUUGGCAUCCCGAUGCCUCUAGCUGCCUUCCUUGUGACCUUCCCAGCCCCCCACUACCCAGAAGCCAAGCGCCCUUGGAGGAAAAAUGCCAGGCUGAACGACGCUGAGAUGAGAAAGGAAGUCGCGGCUUGGGACAAGGAGCACUUUAGCGGGGCGGCGAAGGUGGUCUUUGAGGAUAGCUGGGGCGACACCUGGGAGCCGAUGAUGAGAGCCGACUUCAAGCUUUUCGACGAGUACAAGUUCCGGCACGCCGGAGCGCCAAAGUUCGAAUUCCCGCUCCACUGCUGGCGGUGCGAGGGCGAGCACUUCAUCAAGCCAGACAUGGUAGAGGCCUGGAAGGACUGGACCUCCGGGCCUUUCGACUACCAGGAGUUGAAGGGAGCAGGCCACCUGACUGCCUUCUACAAGCCAGACCUGAAGAAGGCCUACUUCCAGAAGAUCACGGAUCUCAUGAAGAAUUAUUCUGGUGACGAGGAUUCGGAGUCGCUCUGGCCGUGCCCUGGCCGUUGGUUUUUCAAGUCGGGGAGUGUGCUUCGCGAGGCCAAAGCUGACCUCGAGGAGAGAGAAGAGGACGUGGACAGGCUGAAGAAGGCCUUCUUGGAACAGAAUGUGGCUAAGAACCUGUACUGGGUCAAGCUCAUGGAGGAAGCCCGGGAGGAGCUUUUCGACGCCAAGAAGGUGUUUCCACGCUUUCUGGCGGAGGUGGUGGAGCUGCGUCAUGCUCGGCGAUGCCUCCAUCGACACGAAGAAGCCUCGCAAGCGGCCUGCGGUAAAGGGACAAUGGAAACCUGCUCUGGGGCCAUUCCACUAAUCCGCGGGGGAACGAACCAUGUUCCAGAUGGGCCAGCCGGCACUUCCGGAGGUUGGGAGAGGUGA
Messenger RNA from Symbiodinium pilosum, 1467 nucleotides. NCBI's taxonomy places the organism in Eukaryota, Dinophyceae, Suessiales, Symbiodiniaceae. The record is from the annotation of a GenBank genome assembly.